This is a messenger RNA of Sebastes umbrosus (honeycomb rockfish), 1460 nucleotides long. RefSeq names its product tRNA methyltransferase 10A (gene trmt10a). Bases 107 to 1024 code for a protein of 305 amino acids. The record is from RefSeq and is a predicted model, not a curated record. Lineage: Eukaryota; Metazoa; Chordata; Actinopteri; Perciformes; Sebastidae. Gene Ontology annotation, biological process: tRNA N1-guanine methylation. Gene Ontology annotation, molecular function: tRNA binding. Gene Ontology annotation, cellular component: nucleoplasm; nucleus; cytosol. The transcript has 7 exons.
AUGCGCGCCAACCAACACAACAUUACAUGUGGAACUAUGUGGCUCAGUUGAGCAGCUUAUUCAGUUGUUUUUAGUGUAUUUUCUCGGUCAUCUCUGCUCUUUACAGAUGGCUGAUGAGAGUGUGAAGAGAGAAGCUGCAGCCCAGCAGGACAAUGAUAACAAAGACAAUGACAGCAGCAAUGGAGGAGCAGAAAACCAAACUGUGUCCAAGAGGCAGAGGAAGAAGCUUCUGAAGCAGCAGAAAUGGGAAGAAGAGAGGGGGCUGAGAAAGCAGAGGCGGAAGGACAGGAAGCAGCAGCGUCGGCUGCAGAGGCAGGAGGACGAGGGAGGAGAGACCCAGAAUGUGAGGAAACGUCCACGCAGGGAGGUGACGCCCAGCUCACUGAGGCUGGUGGUGGACUGCAGCUUUGACAACCUCAUGCUGGUCAAGGAUGUCGGGAAGCUUCACAAACAGAUCCAGCGGUGCUACGCUGAGAACAGACGGGCCUUGCAUCCAGUGCAGUUCUAUCUGACAAGCCUGGGAGGACAGCUGAAACAGAGCAUGGAUGAAAAGGACAAAGGAUGGGUAAACUGGAAGGACAUCAGCAUUAAACCAGAGCACUACAGUGAAGUCGUGGCGAAGGAGGAGCUGGUGUACCUGACGUCAGACUCUCCCAACGUGCUGGAAGAGAUGGACCACAAAAAGGCCUACGUGAUAGGAGGCCUUGUCGACCACAACCACCAUAAGGGGAUCACCUUUGAGAGGGCGAAGGAGCUUGGGAUCGAUCACGCUCAGCUUCCUCUGAGCAGUUUUGUCAAGAUGAACAGUCGGAAGGUUCUGGCAGUCAACCAUGUGUUCGAGAUCAUCCUGGCGUACCUGGAGAAGGGCAGCUGGAAGGAGGCCUUCUUCACUGUCCUGCCUCAGAGGAAAGGAGCGGUGGCUGUGGACAAGGACGGAACAACUACUCAGGAAAAAGAAGAAGAGGAGGAUUCAAACUCAGACUCUGACCUCGACACACCAGACCAAACUGAGAAAAGAGCCUGAAACUUAGUUCAAAUGGACAACUUCAGACAGUUCAGACAUGUUGAUAUAUUGAUGCUGAGGCUCCACAGAGGGAUGUUUCUGUUGACAAAGCAUCUGUUUCUUUGAAAUUUCAAAAUGCGUUUUUUGUUUUUAAAUCAACUAUUUAUUGAAAGUUUUACUUUGUGCCUCCUGUGAUGGGUAAUAACUUAGUUGAACAGCUAAUGGAAGUUUCAGUUUUACUUUGUUUUGUUUUUGGCAGAAUAUACAGAAAAUAAUUUAUACUUGAAUUUGUAUUCCUUUUAGCUCAAAGCUCUAGCUGUCAGACCGGUGUUAAAUGUCUUGAUUAAAAAGAGCAGAUUUAAAGAAGCUGGAUAAAGUCAACACAUUAUUGGCCGUGGAAUUCUUGGAGUAUUAUGGGAUGUUUUGAGAGUAUAGCCACAAUAUAAAAAUGAGUGAA